AUGAUGUUCGCGUCAAAAUCCAGUUCCGUAUCCCCUUCUCCGUCCAUGGAGCAGGCAGAUUCAGAUGCUCUGGACAUCAGCACCAAAGUGCAGCUGUACGGCGUGCUCUGGAAGAGACCCUUCGGGAGGCAGUCGGCCAAGUGGUCCAGGAGGUUCUUCAUCAUUAAGGAAAGUUUCCUGCUCUACUAUGCUGAGAGUGAAAAGAAAAGUUUUGAAAGCAAUAAAUACUUCAAUAUCCACCCCAAGGGUGUCAUACCCCUGGGAGGCUGCAUCGUGGAGCCCAAAGAAGAGCCCAACAUGCCUUAUGCCAUAAAGAUCUCUCAUGAAGACUUCCACGGUAACAUUGUUCUAGCAGCUGAAUCAGAGUUUGAGCAGGGUCAGUGGCUGGAGAUGCUACAGGAGUCUGGAAAAGUGACCUGGAAGAAUGCCCAACUGGGAGAAGCCAUGAUCGAGAGCCUGGAAGCCCAAGGACUGCAGCUGGCCAAGGAGAAGCAGGAGUAUUUAGAUAAGCUAAUGGAAGAAACAGAAGAGCUGUGUCUGCAGAGAGAGCAAAAAGAGGAACUCGAGCGUCUGAACCAAGUCCUGGAAGCAGAGAAGCACCGGUUUGAAGAGGUGGUACGGGAGCUGCGGCUGGAGCAGGAGCAGAUCAGGCGGGAGCUAGAGCUCACAGCCCGCUCCCUUAAAGGAGUGGAGGAAGAAAAGAAAGAGUUGGGAAGCCUGACACAGUCCUUACAGAAAACUCUAGAG
Eurypyga helias (sunbittern) is the source of this 747-nucleotide messenger RNA. RefSeq names its product pleckstrin homology domain containing, family D (with coiled-coil domains) member 1 (gene PLEKHD1). The annotation marks the transcript as partial. The transcript is spliced from 8 exons. The record is from RefSeq and is a predicted model, not a curated record. NCBI's taxonomy places the organism in Eukaryota, Metazoa, Chordata, Aves, Eurypygiformes, Eurypygidae.